Molecule: messenger RNA, 1019 nt
Organism: Thrips palmi
Lineage: Eukaryota; Metazoa; Arthropoda; Insecta; Thysanoptera; Thripidae
Gene: SdhD
Product: succinate dehydrogenase [ubiquinone] cytochrome b small subunit, mitochondrial
Exons: 4
Coding region: 143-691 (182 amino acids)
Biological process (GO): tricarboxylic acid cycle; mitochondrial electron transport, succinate to ubiquinone
Cellular component (GO): membrane; mitochondrial envelope
Molecular function (GO): ubiquinone binding; heme binding
Source: RefSeq, a predicted model, not a curated record
AUUGCGUUAUUCGCAGUUUUGCACCUGACCUGCCGUGGCCCUGACUGGUGCAGUUUUGGUGACCUACAGAACUUACAGUCUUUCAAUGAAAACAAGACAAUAAGCUACACUACUUUUACUCCAAGCAUUUCUUCAAAAAAUCAUGGCUUUUGUUAGUCUUCUUCGUUCAUCUGCCUGCCGUGGCAUGGCUGGUCAAGUUCAGGUUCUUUCGAAUGCCUCAAGAUUGAGCGCUGGAUCAUCAUCAUCUCUCAUUCUUUUGAAGUCAGCCGUCAAACCCCAGGCAGGGCUAUCUGGUGUCAGCCGCCAACAACUUGGUCGCACCAAUCAGGUUCAAUUUUUCUCUGUCAGCCCAAAGAGCUACAGUGCCGGAGCAGGACACAGCCACUCCAACUUGUGGACAAUUGAACGAGCUCUUAGCGCAGCUUUAAUUGUCAUUAUUCCUGCAGCCCUGGCAUCUCCAAACAAGUUACUGGACACAAUUGCAGCAGUUUCUUUGGUGAUGCACUGCCACUGGGGUGUUGAAGCCAAUGUUGUUGAUUAUAUUCGACCGAUCAUCUUUGGCAAAACCAUACCAAAAAUUGCGUUGGCUGGUGUUUAUGUUUUGUCUAUUGUGACCAUGGCAGGUCUUCUCCAACUUAUCUAUAAUGAUAUAGGCUUUGCUAACACUGUCAAGAAAAUCUGGAGGAUGUAAUUCUAAUUGUGGUUUUAGCACUUAUGUAAUGCGUAUUUAUUGCUGUUUCUGUGUUAAGGUGCCCUCAUUUCACAAGCAUUUGUGGUUUUAAGUGAAUGCUGUAUGAACCUAAAGACCACAUCUCUCAUAUGUUUUCAAUCCAUUUUACGGAAUCUAAUGUUAUCAUAACAACCAUUAUUUAUUUUAAUUAAUGUGUGAGUGCUGAUGAACUAUUUAAAUUGUUGGAAGUACUGUACUUUAAAUUAUUUCGCUGUCAUCCAUGUUGUGUUCCUCUGUACUUAGCAAUAAAUUGAGCUGUUUUGUGCCCGUAUUAAAAUCUGUUGAGUUA